AAGACAGACAAUCAAUAGAAAAAGACAGAUAAAAUCGACUUGUAUCACAGCUGAGCUGGGUCCUGUUAUGUUAGCUUCAUAACAACCAACUCCGUUCUAUUCAGUCAGGUCGGUGGCUUCAAGCUGUGUGCAACAGCUCAAGUAUUUAUCGUCGAUGAUAAACAAAGAAAUUUUCAUUAUCACUGAUAAUUAUUGCCCAUCACUACACAGUUACUAAAGCUUGGUCUAAAGAUGUUGGAGUUGAACCGGAUACAGGCUAAAUCCUGGAAAUUUAUAAUUCUGAAUACUUUCUUUCUUCUUGUUCUACAUUUACAAACAAUUAAUGCAGAGCAAUGUCUAAAGACUGAAGACAUUGUUAGGAGUAUAAGAGGACGAUGGACGUACAAAUGUGUGAACCAGAAGUGUCACAAGACACUGUACAAGGGGGAGCAAGGCUCGCAGCAGAUCUCGCUGAAUGUGUGCAAACUGAAGUGCGGAGACCCCCCCGGAGCACUCUGGCCCCUCCCCAACGGACAUGUCUCCAUCCACGACAGAAUCAUCCCCAUUAAUCCCAACAACAUCAACAUAGAGAGCGUUUCAGCUAACAAUAAAGAUAUCGACUGGAAAGUGGGUAAACUAUUCCUGGAGCUGCGCAAAUCGUUCUUGACACGAAUUGUAUCCGAAGCGACAACCAGGGACGCCAGGGCUGAAGGGAAUGGCUUGAUCAUCAGACUGCAGGUUCAUGACACCAUCUCUGGGAGACCCACUCUUGACAUGGACGAAAGCUAUCAUCUUCACGUCGACACUGUUGACAAUAAGAUCGUAGCCAACAUAGAAGCGCAGUCGUACUUUGGCAGCCGACACGGUCUGGAAACGCUGAGUCAGCUUGUUGCCUACGAUGAUGUCAGCAACUCGCUGGUUAUGCCCGCCAAACUGGAGAUCCGCGACCGGCCUGUCUACAAGUAUCGCGGUCUCGUGUUGGACACGGCACGUAACUUCAUCCCCAUCGAAGACAUUCGACGAACCAUCGACGCCAUGGCUACUGUCAAACUCAACAUUUUCCACUGGCACAUCACAGACUCGCACAGUUUCCCCAUGGAGUCCAAGACCUUCCCCAACCUCACCAUCUAUGGAGCAUAUGGACCUGAUAAGAUUUACACACAAAAAGAGAUCCGCGACCUGGUGGAGUUUGCAGCAUGGAAAGGCGUGAAAAUCAUUCCAGAAUUUGACGCCCCCGCACACACGGGCGAGGGCUGGCAGUGGGCUCCCCCCGGCACCCUCAUCUGUUUAAACGACCAACCUUGGUAUGAUCACUGCGUCGAGCCGCCCUGUGGCCAACUGAACCCAGUCAACGAAAAUGUUUACAAGAUUUUAAGUGGCAUCCAGACCGACAUGCAUGAAAUGUUUGAUUUGUCCGAUGUGUUCCAUAUGGGUGGAGAUGAAGUGCAGUUCAAGUGCUGGAAUAGCUCUAAGGAGGUUGUCGAGUUUAUCGAAUCAAAAGGCUGGAACCAAUCAGACAGCAAGAGUAUGUUCCGCAUCUGGGACAUAUUCCAGAGCCGGGCCUACUCUUCCCUGCAGCAGGUCACCAACAAAUCUCCGCAGGCCAUCCUGUGGACGAGCACUCUGACCGAGCGCGAGGAUGUCACCGAAUUCCUGGACACCAACAAGUACAUUGUACAGAUCUGGACAACCGGCACCGAUGCCCAGAUCAAGGAUCUGGCCAAGAAGGGAUACCGCAUGAUUUUCUCCAACUAUGAUGCGCUCUAUUUGGAUUGUGGAUUUGGAGGCUGGGUAUCAGGCGGCAACAACUGGUGCAGCCCAUACAAACCAUGGCAGACGAUCUACUCGAACGACAUGGUGCAGCUGGUGAAACAGGUGACCGGAAGUGAGUACAAAACGGAAAUGACGCAACUGAUAUAUGGCGCAGCCGCAGCGCUGUGGACUGAGCAGGUCGACGAGCAGAGUCUGGACGGUAGAGUGUGGCCCAGGUUGGCUGCCCUGGCAGAGCGGCUGUGGACCAAUCCGAGCACUCCGUGGCAGGACGCCGAGUUUAGGAUGUUGGCCCAGAGAGAGCGCCUCGUCCGCAUGAAUAUUGAGGCCGAGGCCCUGGAACCCGAGUGGUGUCGACAGCACGAGGGCGAUUGUCCCGACCUGAGGAGUUUGAACAGGAAUUAAACGGUGGAAGUGGUGAUAUGGAAUAGAAAAGUUCAAUAUAUCAAGUGACUUUAAAUACGAUUUAAAUGUUAUGGAAUUGGAAGGUUCAAGAUACUAGAGUGAAAUGAGUCUAAAUGAGGUUUAUGAUAUGAGAAACAUCUUGGAAUAGAAUCAAUAAAGAAAGAUCCAAGAUACUAAGAAAAGUAUGAGUUCGUUCUUAUGUAGAAUAUAAUAAAAAUUAAUGUCAAAAGUGUUGAUAUGGAAUAGAAAGGGUCAAGAAGCUGAGGGAAUAAUUGGUUCAAUUGAGAUUUAUCAUAUGAUAAAAGUCUUGUAAUAGAAUUAAUAAAGGAAGAUUCCUAUACUAUAAAUUCGGAUAAGAUUUAAAUGAGAACAGUUUUUAUAUAGGAUAUGAAGAUUAAAAUAUGUGAAAUUGAAUGUCAAGAGUGUUGAUAAGGCUCAAGGAAGACUAUGGAAGAAAUUGGUUUGAAUAAGAUUUAUAAUUCCUGAAAUAGAAUGAGAUACUAAGAAGGAUAUGAUUUUGUAUAGGAUUUAUAUAUGACAAACAUUCAUAGAUUGAUUUAGUGAUCAUAGAAAAAAUUCAAGAUUCUAAGAGAAAAAUGAGUAUGAGAGUAUAUAUAUAAUGGUGAUUAUCUUAUUAAUAUGUGGGUUUUCAGUCAUACUUUUGUAAUAUUAAUAUGAGGAAUUUGGAUGAGAUUUUAAUAUGGAUUCUAUAAAAAACAAAAAUCCAAGAUUAUAGAGAAAGGAUGAGAAGUUUCAAUAAGUUUCUAAUGACAAAGUUUUAGAAUUGUAUUAAAACAAAAAUAGAAGUUUAAGAUAUUGAGGAGAAGGAAAGAUCUUAAUAAUGAGCCAAUAUGGUGGAUCCAAUCAAGAUGAGAAAAAGAUGAAGACUACAACGAGUUUGUAGAGGAGGACACAGAAUCUCAACUUUCAUAAGUUGUUAAUGAUGUUGGAUAGAAUUGGAUACUAAAUACCUACUUCAUGUAGGCUACUAGAACAAAAUUGUUUGUAGAAUAUCUGGAUCUUGAGAAUU
Messenger RNA from Nilaparvata lugens (brown planthopper), 3184 nucleotides. It is a transcript of the gene Hexo1, whose product is annotated as chitooligosaccharidolytic beta-N-acetylglucosaminidase. The record is from RefSeq and is a predicted model, not a curated record. Gene Ontology annotation, molecular function: beta-N-acetylhexosaminidase activity. Lineage: Eukaryota; Metazoa; Arthropoda; Insecta; Hemiptera; Delphacidae. Gene Ontology annotation, biological process: ganglioside catabolic process; glycosaminoglycan metabolic process; carbohydrate metabolic process. Gene Ontology annotation, cellular component: membrane. The transcript has 10 exons. The coding region runs from base 232 to 2154 and encodes 640 amino acids.